This is a messenger RNA of Caenorhabditis angaria, 514 nucleotides long. Lineage: Eukaryota; Metazoa; Nematoda; Chromadorea; Rhabditida; Rhabditidae. The record is from the annotation of a GenBank genome assembly.
AUGUCGACAACCGACGUGACUGUAACAAGCGAAGAUUCACAGUAAGUUUAAACUCCAAAUCCCCGAAAAGCUCAAUUGUUUAUCUAGGAAAAAAACAGCAAAUCCAACUGAAAAUCGUCCGUUUGUUCUGAAAAAAUGGAAUGCUUUGGCUAUUUGGGCUUGGGAUGUUGAAUGUGAUACUUGUGCUAUUUGUCGAGUUCAUUUGAUGGGUUUGUUAUUUGAUGUUGAUUUAUAGAUAGAAAACGAACUAAUCUUGAUUUUCAGAAGAGUGCUUGAGAUGUCAAUCCGAGCCAAAUGCUGAUUGUUUUGUUGUUUGGGGCGAUUGUAAUCAUUCAUUCCAUCAUUGUUGUAUGAGUCAAUGGAUUCGGCAGAAUAAUCGAUGCCCCUUAUGUCAACAGGUAUUAUUUCUUGAUUUUCCAAUAUUUUUGAAAACAUUGAUUAAAUCAGAGAUAACUUCGUUAUCACCUAAAAUAUUAUUUUGCAGGAUUGGGUAGUUCAACGUACUGGUAAAUAA